AUGGCGCUUGUGCGUUUGGCGUCGGCGUUAUUCGUCUGCGUCUUCGCGGCGGUUCGCUGUCUGGCUCUGGGUCGCCAGCGCGGUCAACUAUCGGUUGGCUACACGAUCCGCGAACUAAGCUACUCCAAUGUACCCUGUGCAACUGCAUCUAGAACAACGUCCGCUUUCAUCGGAAGCCACAGCGGGCGGUUCGGUGCUCACUCUGCCCAGCACGCUCGCAAUUCCUCUGCCGCCCUUGCGGCGAAGCCGAAGGAGAUCAUAUUGGCGGAUGACUGCCGCAAUAACCUGCUCGCCGGCGUCAGCACCGUCGCUGACACCGUGCGGGUGACCCUGGGUCCACGUGGUCGCAACGUUCUGCUGGAGAAGGAGUACGGCUCUCCCAUCAUCGUGAACGACGGUGUCACUAUAGCGCGGAACAUUGAAUUGGAAGACCGCAAGAUGAACGCUGGUGCCAAGCUGAUCCAAGAAAUCGCCACGGCUUCAGACGACCGUGCGGGUGACGGCACUACCUCGACCUCUAUUCUGGCAGCGGAGAUCGCCAAGAAGGGUGUGGAGUACGUGAACAAGGGACACAACCCGAUUCCCAUCCAGAAGGGUAUCCAGAAGACCUCAAAGCUGAUCAUUGAGGAACUUAAAAGCUUGAGCAAGCCCGUAGACGGCUACAACGACUUGCUCAACAUCGCUACAGUGGCCACCAGCGGAAACACCGUGAUGGGCGAGGUUAUUGCAAAGGCGUUCGACAAGCUCGGCGCCAAUGCCGCCACGGUGCUUGAGGAGAACCCAGCUCUGGAGGACCAACUGGACUUCACUGAGGGUUACACCUUCGACCGCGGUUUCGCCAACCCCUACUUCCUCCUGGGCGAGGAGAAGGACUCGAUUGAGUGGAGCGCGCCGCAGAUCCUCAUCUCCGACGGCAAGAUCGAGACCGCGCAGUCGGUGCUACCUAUUCUCGAGCACGCCGCGAAGUCCAAGACCCCGUUGGUCAUCAUCGCAGAGGACUUCGGCCCCGACGCCAUGCAGACGUUCAUCAUUAACAAGAUGCGUGGUAUGCUGAAGGUGGUCGCCGUGAAGGCCCCGUCAUUCGGCGAGCGCCGCAAGGACUACCUCCAGGACAUUGCAACCGCCACGGGAUCCACAUUUGUCUCCCAGGACGUGGGCAUAAGCUUCAACGACCUCACUGUGGACAUGCUUGGUAUGGCCAAGAACGUGGUCAUCAAGAAGGAUCGCACGUCUAUCCUCACUCUGCCGCAGUUCAACGAGGCCAUCAAACGCCGCAUUCAAGGCUUGAUGAACGAGAAGGAAAAAUCGACCUCGUCGUUCGACAAGCAGAAACUCGGUGAGCGCAUCGCCGCGCUAUCCGGCGGCAUUGCGCGCAUCCGCAUAGGCGCCGCCACCGAGACGGAAUUGAAGGAGAAACGGCUGCGUUACGAAGAUGCCAUCAACGCCGUCCGCGCCGCUAUGGAGACAGGUUUCGUGCCCGGUGGAGGUGUGGCCUACCUGGCCAUGCAGUCCCCGGCGUUCACCGCCAAGGCGGAGAAGCAUAUCGCAGACACCGUUAAGACGGAAAUGAGGCCAACUGACCCAGAGCUGGAGGGCGAGCGUGAUGAGGACGUUGAAAGCGAGAUCGAGUUGGAACAGGCGGGUGCCAAGAUAGUUCUUGACGCCAUGUCGGUCAUAACGCGGCAGAUCGCGGACAACGCCGGCGCCAGCGGACCGAAGGUCGUCGACCGCAUCAAAAACAGCGGCAAGCCGUUCGGGUACGGUUGGAACGCGAAGACCAACAGCUACGGCGACAUGAUAAAGCAGGGUGUCAUCGACCCCACGAAGGUGGUGAUGAACGCCGUGGAGAACGCCUGCUCCGUGGCCGGACUUAUCUUGACCACUGAGGGCAUGAUGGUGGAAAAGGAAACGGAUAAGAAGAAGUCCGAUUCUGGUUCUAUAGAGGACGCGUACGAAUGA
Messenger RNA from Babesia bigemina, 1959 nucleotides. RefSeq names its product chaperonin cpn60, putative. Bases 1 to 1959 code for a protein of 652 amino acids. The record is from RefSeq and is a predicted model, not a curated record. NCBI's taxonomy places the organism in Eukaryota, Apicomplexa, Aconoidasida, Piroplasmida, Babesiidae. The transcript has a single exon. Gene Ontology annotation, molecular function: ATP-dependent protein folding chaperone; ATP binding. Gene Ontology annotation, biological process: protein refolding.